This is a messenger RNA of Ctenopharyngodon idella (grass carp), 993 nucleotides long. RefSeq names its product metabolism of cobalamin associated B (gene mmab). The transcript has 9 exons. Lineage: Eukaryota; Metazoa; Chordata; Actinopteri; Cypriniformes; Xenocyprididae. The coding region runs from base 129 to 830 and encodes 233 amino acids. Gene Ontology annotation, molecular function: corrinoid adenosyltransferase activity. The record is from RefSeq and is a predicted model, not a curated record.
CCAAUCGCAAUUCGCACCACCUCGCGUCAUAGGUUGCGCGAUAGAACGUCCGUCUACGGGCAGCAGAAGCUGUCAAAUCGGUCAAUAGUAAACACAGAAGCGCGUUUGGAAAUGUUUUAGCGUUUACGAUGUUAUCUUAUUUGACCAGGACCACAAGUCUUCACCGUGCCCUUCGUUUAGGGACAUGUAUGGGCAUAAAGCGGAUGCAGCCGGUGUGUGGGGAUGAAAGAAGGUAUGCAGGCACAUCUGAAGAAAAUAGAAGAAUUCCCAAGAUAUACACAAAAACUGGAGAUAAAGGUUUUUCCAGUACCUUCACAGGUGAGAGGAGACCAAAGGAGGAUCAUAUAUUUGAUGCUUUGGGAACAACAGAUGAAUUAUCAUCAGCAAUUGGGUUAGCAAGAGAAUUUUGCAUUGACAGUGGCCAUUCAUUCACAGAUCAGCUGGAGAAGAUCCAGUGUGUACUACAGGACGUAGGAUCAAAUAUUGCCACUCCACGGUCAUCAGCUAGAGACAGUCACAUCCAGAAGACAAAGUUCAGCUCUCGAGCUGUGAUUGAGCUGGAGAGGUGGAUUGAUUCGUUUACAGAGGAGCUGCCUCCACUCACCAACUUCAUACUUCCUUCAGGAGGGAAAAGCAGCGCAGCUUUACAUGUGGCCAGAACAGUGUGUCGACGGGCUGAACGCUGCGUUGCCCCUGUUGUUCGUUCGGGUGAGACAGAUCCUGAAGUUGCCAGAUAUCUGAACAGAUUGAGUGACUACUUGUUCACGGUGGCUAGAUAUGCUGCAAUGAAAGAGGGCAAUGCAGAAACAGUCUACAAAAGACCUGAAUAGGGGAGGAAGAAAACAUCUCAGUGUCUCAUCUAGAAUUUCAACCAUGUUCCUCUUGUUUCCAUUAUAUAUAUCUGAAUACAAAAACACUGGUCAGGCUUUUUACACAGAACAAUGUAUAAAGUUUUUGAGAAGCCUAACAAUAAAAAUUUAGGGAACAUUUUAA